Hevea brasiliensis (rubber tree) is the source of this 1851-nucleotide messenger RNA. RefSeq names its product receptor-like protein 46. Gene Ontology annotation, molecular function: protein binding. Bases 1 to 1851 code for a protein of 616 amino acids. The transcript has a single exon. The record is from RefSeq and is a predicted model, not a curated record. Lineage: Eukaryota; Viridiplantae; Streptophyta; Magnoliopsida; Malpighiales; Euphorbiaceae.
AUGGAGGAACUCAACAUGAGUUAUAAUUUGAUUGACAGGACAUUAGGCACCAACUUGGGAAAUCUUUCCAACUUGAAGCGGCUCAUCUUGGAUUAUAACUUAAUCCAUGGAGAGAUUCCAACGCAGAUUGGAAACCUCACUAAUUUGCAAUGGCUUUCACUAUCCAAUAACAAAAUUUCUGGAGCAAUUCCACCAUCACUAUCACAUUUGAAAUGGUUAACGCUUUUGGAUUUGGGACAAAAUUUGCUCACAAUGGAGUUACCAACUGAGAUUGGCAACCUUUCCAACAUAGAAUUGUUGCUCUUAAAUAACAAUAAUUUGUCUGGAGAGAUCCCACCAUCAAUUCAAAAAAUGGAACAAUUAGAAGAACUUGAUUUAGAAAAAAAUUUGUUCGCUGGUGAGAUCCCAACAUGGUUGUUCGAUUUCAACUACCUCAAAGACUUGAAUCUUGGGGAAAACAAACUUGUUAUGAAAAAUGGGAGAAUAGCUCCAAGGUGCAUGUUAGUGGAGCUAUCAUUGAGAUCUUGCAAUCUUUCAGGGCAAAUUCCCAUUUGGAUUUCCAACCAGACCCAGCUUUGGUUCUUGGACUUGAGUGACAACAACCUUGAAGGAACUCUCCCUAAAUGGUUAGCUCAAAGAAAUAUUUCAAUUUUGCUUUUAUCAAACAACAAGAUUUCAGGUUCUCUGCCACCUCACUUAUUUCAGUCUCAGUCUUUAAAUAUUCUCGUACUUUCAAAAAAUAAUUUGUUAGGAUUAUUGCCAGAUACUAUGGGUCAAGCCACUAAAAUGAGGAUACUCAUUUUGUCACGGAACAAUUUCUCUGGACCAAUUCCUACAUCCAUCUCAAAUAUGCUUGAACUUGUGUUGCUGGAUUUGUCAAGCAACAGAUUUUCAGGCAAUAAAUUUCCAAUGUUUAAUCCAAAUUCGUUAUUGCUUUCUGCUGAUCUUUCUUCCAACAAACUAUCUGGUCAGGUUCCUACAACUUUUUCUUUGGGCAUAAAAGUGCUUUUGUUAAGCCAAAAUGAGUUUUCUCACGUCUUGCCUCAAAAUCUCUCAAAUUUGAACCAGUUGGAAUAUCUUGAUCUCCACAACAACAACAUUGGAGGUGAAAUACCAAAUUUUCUCUCUCAGAUGUCUUCUCUCCAAAUUUUGAAUCUUAGAAAUAAUUCUUUUCAAGGGUCAAUUCCAAUUCAUUUGUCAAGUCUUAGCACUCUUCAAAUACUUGAUCUCUCUUCCAAUAACCUUAGCGAAAUAAUCCCACAUACUUUAGGAAGUCUUUCUAGGAUGAUCAAUCAUCAUGACGUAUCAUCAAGUAUUUCAUCAAAUGUCACAAGUCAAAUUAUUGUCAUUCCUGAAAAUUGGUUUUUGAUUCAUACAAUUUCGAUAGCAAAACAAACUGAUUUGUUAUUGCAUGAUUUGGAAGUCUUCUGGAAGAAGUUAAUGCGAGGUCUACCAAAUAAAAACCUUCAACUAUAUACUCUUUUAGAUCUAUCUAACAAUCAAUUUUCAGGUGAAAUUCCGAACAGUUUAGGUGGGUUGAAAAAUUUGAAGUCACUGAACUUAUCACAAAACAAACUCUCUGGAAGAAUACCUUUGAGUUUUGGUGGUCUGCAAAGCUUAGAAAGCUUCGAUUUAUCACACAACAAUCUUUUUGGUGAAAUUCCCUACACAUUGGCAAAUAUUUUUGAGCUGAGUUACUUAGACUUGAGUAACAAUAAACUAGAGGGUCGCAUACCAAGUGGUCCUCAGAUGGAUCGGAUGAACGACCCAAAUUCUUAUGCCAACAACAAUGGAUUAUGUGGAAUGCAAAUAAAGUAUCAUGUGAGAAAGUUCCUUCUCAUCCAAAGCUGA